GCACAGAGAAGGAGAAAUAGUCCAACCAGGGCAGGUCGUGACUAAGAGCAAAGAUGCCAAAGAACUUCUUCUCGUUUGUCCGCUUGUUUGUGCUGUUGCUCGGCUUUGUAACUAUUUGCUUAGGAGCCUUUUGCAUCUCUUCAAGUGUCUCUGCGUGCAAAUGCAAGACUUUGCCGGUUGCGUACUUUCUCUUACCAUUGGGAUUCUUUCUUCUCAUUGCCGGGAUCUUCUGGAGCACUUAUCAUGAAGCCAGCAAGCACAAGAGCCUGUUCCACAGCAUUAUACAUGGGAGUCCGAGACUUCAAGAAAGUCACAUCAGUACCAUAGAUAGGCCUGACUUUUAUCCCCCAUCUUACGAAGACAGCACUGAUCUGGGAAAGCAGACUUUCUCACUGCCAGUCUGCCCACCGGAGCCAGAGAGGAAUGCUUAUAACAUACCUCCACCUUUGUACACAGAAAGCAGGUUUGAAUUCAUUGAGGAAACUGGUGUUCAGGAAGAGCGCCCACCUUCCUAUGAAGUAUCUGUGUGGCAACAAACCACAGGGGAUGACUCAACACUUGGAGAGGCUUCUCAUGCACCUCUGUCACAGACCAACUGCUAAGAAGAUGGGCUGUCAAAGGACUGGAGAAGAUAAGCCAUAUCUGCCUUUCUAGGACAUAGACAAUGUUUAGUCACCGUGUGCAAAGCAUUGGUGAUGAAGUGAAGAAAGGACAGUGCAGUUCCAUCACUGUGCACUGGAUACAAAUGAGGGAGCAUUCAGUCGCUGGCAAUAUGGCAUUCAGAAAGGCUGUGUCAGAAAUAAUGUGGUCUUUUCAACCAGGAAUAAACUUUAGUGUUGCUGGUAUUUGGAAUGAUGAGUUCAGCCCAGCAUUGCUGGCUGAUGGAUGGAAACAACGGGAUCUGCUUGAAGGUCUUAUGAUGGUUCUAUUCUGCCUCUGUUAAGCAAUGCCUGCAGCAACCAGCACUAUCUUCUAAAGAAGAAUAGCAGCAUGCAAGGCCAGAGGCAAAGAGUAAAUGAAGAAAUUUAAAGCAAGCGCUUCAUCUUAGUGAUGAACAUGGGAAAUAUAGACACAACAAAGCAAGAUCAGUUAUAUUAGCUUUCAUCAACUCAGUGUGAUUCACAUGUGUUUGACUUCAACUUCCAUAAUCUAUCGAACAUGCCCAGCCUUUUGGGAACUGAAGUUCAACACAUCAGAAGAGCACCAGACUGGAAAAGGUUAAGUUACGUUAUUGCAAAUAUUAUACUCUUGGCAUCCAUAAGGAAGAUGAAAGGCACUUUCCAAAGUUAAACCCUUAAGCUUAUUUAGUGUUCUGCAAGCUUUCCUCCGUACCAAGAGAUGAACUGGGGUCUAGCUGAGAUGACCAAAGACUAAGACUUGGUUUACCAGAGUCCUAUUCUACAGCUUGAGUAAACAAAAACUUUGAUUUAAACCCUUACUAUUUCACUGAAAUUGCAUUCAGAAUUGAACUUGAAUUUAAACUGCUUAUCUGAGUUGUAGUUUGGGCUUGCUUUGUUUUUUCCAUAUUUAAAUUAUUGUGGUACUAUUGUGCAGUAUCUGGGAUACAGGAAACAAAGUUACAAUGGCAUCCCCAGUCACACAAAAAUAUGAAGUCAAAGCAUUCUCUGGAUAAAAUAUACUGAUUAACUUGUUCUUAAUUCAGUAUUUAUUCUUUUAAAAAAGAGUAAUUAUAUCAAUAUUGCAAUUAACUAUAUUUCAUUAUGUACCCCUAUUUAAUCAACUUCACUGCCUCUCAUAUCUUUUGGAGGGGAGAGAUUCUCUUAGUACAAUACAGAUAACUAACUAAAGAAAUAGCCAACUAAAUUACGGAGGUUUAGACAGUUGCACUGUAAGAUAAUUAGCAUUGGGAUGUCUUCUAUACAUUGUAAUUUUAAAAAUACUUUUUGUGAAAUUUUAGGAUCAGCUUUUUUUGUUAUCUAUUAGCGUUACAGACUGAAAUCUAAUAAAUUACCUAAUAGUUGACAUUUGUUGGUUAGAAUAAUGUUUUUUUAUUGUGUCUGGGGAUAACCGGUUUACAUUAAUUGUAUAAUAUUGUAUUGCACUUUUUCUUGUAAUAAAGUUUUGUAAUGAAAUACA
Molecule: messenger RNA, 2097 nt
Organism: Python bivittatus (Burmese python)
Lineage: Eukaryota; Metazoa; Chordata; Lepidosauria; Squamata; Pythonidae
Gene: TMEM252
Product: transmembrane protein 252
Source: RefSeq, a predicted model, not a curated record